GCGCGCUUUUUCACCUCCCCUCACAGCCCCCCAGCCAUGAUGGCGGAGGCUCUGGGGCUCUGGAUCCGGGAGGAGCUGGAGCUGCCGCCCUCCGCCGUCCCAUCCCCGGCCGUGCUCCGAAGGCUCUGCUCCGGCCACACAGCCCCGCUCUGGGAUUUUGUCACCCGCCACGUCCGCAGCGACCGGAAUGUGAAGAAGAUUCGAGGAAAUCUCCGCUGGUAUGGACACCUGCAGGAGAUGGAGGGCGCUGCGGGUCCUCCCAGCCGCCAGGGGGCGCUGCGCGCCGAGCUGGUGCGGCGCCGGAAGGAGCUGCAGGCCCUGGAGGACGCCAUUGACGGCGCACAGGAAGCAGCGCGGCGCCUUGAGACGUCCCUGAGGGCGGGGCAGAGCCGCAGGUGGGCGGGGCUCCAGCGGGGGGCGGAGCUUCGGCUGCUGGCGGCAGAGCUGAGCUCUGAUUGGCUGAGAGUCGGCCACCAGGGGGCGCUGACGGAGCCCCUUAAAAGGGCUGGCCAGUCCUGUGCGGAGUUGUCGGCCAUGUUGGCUUCCGGGGCGGAGCCGGAAGUGCUGGUGUCAAUCAAGGCCCUGUGCAGAGCCAAGGAGGAGCUGCAGAGGCCCCGCCCACCCAGGGACGCCCAGCAGGAGGCUCAGGAUUGGCUGGAUCAGGCUCAGGCGGCGCUGGUGAGUCACAGCCCCGGGGCCGUGCUGUGGGCGCUGCAGGAGCUGGCCAAUCAGAGCGCCAGGGCGCUGCUGUCCGGCCCCGCCCCCUCCCCGCAGGCCCCGCCCACCCUGAGGAGCCGCCUGCAGGAGAGCUGGGGGGCCGUGGGGGGGGUGUGGGCCCAGCUGCCCCCCCUCCUGUCCCACCUGUCCCGGCUGCGGCGGCGCCUGCAGCAGCUGCAGCCUCACCUGGGCAGCCAGGAGAGCACCUGGGCAGCAGCCAGACUCUCUCUGACCCGCGCCGGCCUCGAGGGAUUUUGGGGCUCCCUGAGCCGGGACCUGCAGCAGCUCAGGGGGGACCCUCAAAAACCCCAAAAAACCCCAAAAUCCCCCAGAUCUGACCCCAAAACCCCAAAAUCGCCGGAAUUGGCCCCAAAAGCGGCGCUGGGGCGGCUCCAGAGGCAGCUGAGGAGGAGGAGGGGCCGAGUGCUGCGGCUGCAGCAGCGCCUGCAGUUCCUGAACGCGGCCACCAGGGGGCGCCGAGCGGCACUGCGCCCCCUGCAGGAGCAGGUUGUGGGCGUGGCCCGGGCGGGGCCAGGCUCGGCCCCUCCCCAGCUGGAGGGGGAGGGGCGGCGCCGCUGCGGCCUCGUACUGGGAGCACUGGGAGCACUGGGAGAGCCCCUCCCCCACCCGGGAGCGCCGCCCCCGCUGCCGGAGCUGGGGGGGCAGCAGGGGGUGCUGCUCGCCAGGGCGGCCGCGCUGAAGCAGCAGCUCCGCCAGGGGGCGCUGCGGGCGCGGCGGGCGGGGCUGGGGGCGGGGCCGGAAGCGCCGCCCCUCCCCCCCGCGGCGGCGCCCCUCCCCCCCCCGGCGCUGGCGGCGCAGCUGCGGGCGCUGAGCGGCGGCUGCAGGGACAGGAUCGGGGGCUGGGGCCGCCUGCGGGCGCUGGUGGCGCACUGGUGGACCCAGCCGGCUCAGUUCGCCCUGGCCACGCCCCCCGGGCGCGCCCCCUUCUCCCAUUGGCUGCGGCGCUGGAGAGAAGCCGCCCGCGGGCUGUCGGCCCCGCCCACUUCCGGCAUGGCCGCACCCACUUCCGGCAUGGCCGCGCCCACUUCCGGGAUGGACACGCCCACUUCCGGCACGGCCGCGGUCGCUGCAGACCCGGAAGUUGAGGGGGAGGGGCAGCAGGAAUAA
Messenger RNA from Oenanthe melanoleuca, 1845 nucleotides. It is a transcript of the gene HAUS5, whose product is annotated as HAUS augmin like complex subunit 5. Gene Ontology annotation, cellular component: centrosome; HAUS complex. The transcript has 17 exons. The record is from RefSeq and is a predicted model, not a curated record. NCBI's taxonomy places the organism in Eukaryota, Metazoa, Chordata, Aves, Passeriformes, Muscicapidae. Gene Ontology annotation, biological process: spindle assembly; centrosome cycle. The coding region runs from base 37 to 1845 and encodes 602 amino acids.